GCGGCCCGGCCCGGCCCGAGGACGGAGCGAGCGAGUGAACCCGCGGGCCCGAAGGAGGCGGAGGACGGGCAGGGCGCGUGCGCGGGCCCGGGCCCCGCCACCAUGACGGAGGAGUCGGAGGAGACGGUGCUCUACAUCGAACAUCGCUACGUCUGCUCCGAGUGCAACCAGCUCUUUGGCUCCCUGGAGGACGUGCUCCUGCACCAGAACUCGCACCUCCCCCAGCAGCACUUCGAGGUGGUGGGCGUGGCCGACCCCGGGGUCUCUGUGGCCGCCGAGGCUCCCAGCGGCUCCGGCCUCUACCAGACGCUGGUGCAGGAGAGCCAGUACCAGUGCCUGGAAUGCGGGCAGCUCCUGCUGUCCCCAGGCCAGCUCCUGGAGCACCAGGAGAUGCACCUCAAGCUGCUGACCACCCAGGAGCCGGCCCCGCCCGAGACGCCCCCCGCCAAGCCGCCCCCCGCCAUCUCCGCCAGCACCAUUCACUAUGAGUGUGUGGAUUGCAAGGCGCUCUUCGCCAGGCAGGAGCUGUGGCUGAGCCAUCGCCAGACGCACCUGCGGGCCGUGGCCGCCGUGGCGGCCGCCGCCGCCUCCCCUCCGCAGCCUUCGCCGCCCCCGGCUGUGGGGCCCCAGCUGGGCCAAGCCCAGGUGGCCCUGGAGCACUCGUACCGCAAGUCGGAGGAGGCGGGCGAGGCCGCGGGCCCCGCGGGCGCCGGGGAGGUGGUGGCCGAGGUCGAGCUGCUCCUGUACAAGUGCUCCGAGUGCUCCCAGCUCUUCCACCUGCCCGGCGACUUCCUGGAGCACCAGGCCACCCACUUCGGUCCUUUGGCCCCCGGCCCCGAGACCACCGGAGCCCCCGACCUGCCCCCGACCUCUGACCACAGCUACGAGCUCCGCAACGGCGGCGAGAGCGCGGGCGGCGGGAGCGGGCGGGAGCGCAGGGGGGGCCGCAGGCUGCUGCGCCGCGCGGGCGGAGACUCCCCCGCCGUGGCCUCCCCCGAGCUCUUCUGCCCCACCUGCGACCAGCUCUUCCUCUCCCCCCAUCAGCUGCAGCAGCACCUGCGCAGCCACCGCGAGGGGCUCUUCAAGUGCCCCCUCUGUAGCCGCGCCUUCCCCAGCCCCCCCAGCCUGGACCAGCACCUGGGCGAGCACAGCGGCGAGUCUCACUUCCUCUGUGUGGACUGCGGCCUGGCCUUCGGCACCGAGGCCCUCCUCCUGGCACACCGGCGCACCCACACCCCCAACCCGCUGCACUCGUGCCCCUGCGGCAAGACCUUUGUCAACCUCACCAAGUUCCUUUAUCACCGGCGCACACAUGGCGCGGGGGGCGUCCCCAUCUCCGCCCCUGCGCCCGCCGCCUCCUCUGAGGAUCCCGAGCCUGCGCCCACGGAGGCAGGAGGAGCCCCAGGGGCCACGGCCCCCGCCAGCGCCCCCGCGGGCCCUCCCAGCAGCCUCCCCUCGGGGUCCGGCCCCCACCGCUGCCUUCUCUGCAGCCGCGAGUUCAGCAAGGCCCUGCAGCUGGCCCGCCACCAGCGCUUCGUGCACCGGCUGGAGCGGCGGCACAAGUGCGGCGUCUGUGGCAAGAUGUUCAAGAAGAAGUCCCACGUGCGGAACCACCUGCGCACCCACACGGGCGAGCGGCCCUUCCCCUGCCCCGACUGCGCCAAGCCCUUCAACUCGCCUGCCAACCUGGCGCGGCACCGGCUCACGCACACCGGGGAGCGGCCCUACCGCUGCGGCGACUGCGGCAAGGCCUUCACGCAGAGCUCCACGCUGCGCCAGCACCGCCUGGUGCACGCCCAGCACUUCCCCUACCGCUGCCAGGAGUGCGGCGUGUGCUUUCACCGGCCCUACCGCCUGCUGAUGCACCGCUACCACCACACGGGCGAGUACCCGUACAAGUGCCGCGAGUGCCCGCGCUCCUUCCUCCUGCGCCGCCUGCUCGAGGUGCACCAGCUGGUGGCCCACGCCGGGCGCCAGCCUCACCGCUGCACAGCCUGCGGGGCCGCCUUCCCCUCGUCCCUGCGCCUCUGCGAGCACCGCUGCGCCGCCGCCCAGGCCCAGGCCCCCCGCCGCUUCGAGUGCGCCACCUGUGGCAAAAAGGUGGGCUCCGCGGCCAGGCUCCAGGCCCACGAAGCCGCCCACGCGGCAGCCGGUCCGGGGGAGGUCCUGGCCAAGGAGGCGGCCACCCCCCGGCCCUCUCGGGCCGCGCGCCCCCCGGCCCCCGCCGCCCUGCCCGCCGCCUCUCCCGCCGCGCCCCCGCCGGCCCCUGCCCGGCGACGGGGCCUGGAAUGUAGCGAGUGCAAGAAGCUCUUCAGCACGGAGACGUCCCUGCAGGUGCACCGGCGCAUCCACACGGGGGAGAGGCCCUACCCGUGCCCGGACUGCGGCAAGGCCUUCCGCCAGAGCACCCACCUCAAAGACCACCGCCGCCUGCACACCGGGGAGCGGCCCUUCGCCUGCGAGGUGUGCGGCAAGGCCUUCACCAUCGCCAUGCGCCUGGCCGAGCACCGCCGCAUCCACACGGGCGAGAGGCCCUACGCCUGCCCCGACUGCGGCAAGAGCUACCGCUCCUUCUCCAACCUCUGGAAGCACCGCAAGACCCACCAGCAGCAGCACCAGGCGGCCGUGCGCCAGCAGCUGGCAGAGGCGGCCGCCGAGGCGGCGGCCACCCUCACCGUGGUGGAGACGGCGGUCGAGGCGCUGCCCCUGGUGGAAACCAUUGAGAUCUACCCGCUGGCGGAGGGCGACGGGGUGCAGAUCAGUGGGUGACCCGGGGGUCUCGCGCUUAUUCCCCUCGGGGUCGGUUACGGCGUCCUCCCCCCCUCUGGGCCUGGCCAGGACCUGCCGGGGCGCCCGCUC
Molecule: messenger RNA, 2859 nt
Organism: Antechinus flavipes (yellow-footed antechinus)
Lineage: Eukaryota; Metazoa; Chordata; Mammalia; Dasyuromorphia; Dasyuridae
Gene: ZNF574
Product: zinc finger protein 574
Exons: 2
Coding region: 103-2769 (888 amino acids)
Source: RefSeq, a predicted model, not a curated record